Molecule: messenger RNA, 4772 nt
Organism: Lynx canadensis (Canada lynx)
Lineage: Eukaryota; Metazoa; Chordata; Mammalia; Carnivora; Felidae
Gene: PCDH19
Product: protocadherin 19
Exons: 6
Coding region: 1-3432 (1143 amino acids)
Biological process (GO): homophilic cell-cell adhesion
Cellular component (GO): plasma membrane
Molecular function (GO): calcium ion binding
Source: RefSeq, a predicted model, not a curated record
AUGGAGUCUCUCCUGCUGCCCGUGCUGCUGCUGUUGGCCGUACUUUGGACACAGGCAGCCGCCCUCAUUAACCUCAAGUACUCGGUAGAAGAGGAACAGCGCGCCGGGACGGUAAUCGCCAACGUGGCCAAGGACGCUCGUGAGGCGGGUUUCGCUCUGGAUCCACGGCAGGCCUCUGCCUUUCGUGUGGUGUCCAACUCAGCUCCGCACCUGGUGGAUAUUAACCCCAGUUCGGGCCUGCUUGUCACCAAGCAGAAGAUCGACCGCGACCUGCUGUGCCGCCAGAGCCCCAAGUGCAUCAUAUCGCUUGAGGUCAUGUCCAGCUCAAUGGAGAUAUGUGUGAUUAAGGUGGAGAUCAAGGAUCUGAACGACAAUGCGCCCAGCUUUCCAGCGGCACAAAUUGAGCUGGAGAUCUCAGAGGCGGCUAGUCCGGGCACGCGCAUCCCGCUGGACAGCGCCUAUGACCCGGACUCCGGCAGCUUUGGCGUUCAGACGUAUGAGCUCACGCCUAAUGAGCUGUUUGGCCUGGAGAUCAAGACGCGUGGCGAUGGCUCACGAUUUGCGGAACUUGUAGUGGAGAAGAGUCUGGAUCGAGAGACGCAGUCGCACUACAGCUUUCACAUCACUGCGCUCGACGGCGGCGACCCACCGCACCUGGGCACUGUUGGCCUCAGCAUCAAGGUGACCGAUUCCAAUGACAACAACCCGGUGUUUGGCGAGUCCACCUAUGCAGUGAGCGUGCCAGAGAACUCACCUCCCAGUACACCGGUCAUCCGCCUCAAUGCCAGCGACCCAGACGAAGGCACCAAUGGACAGGUGGUCUACUCCUUCUAUGGCUAUGUCAAUGACCGCACGCGCGAGCUUUUCCAGAUCGAUCCGCACAGUGGCCUGGUCACAGUCACUGGUGCCCUAGACUAUGAAGAGGGCCACGUGUACGAACUGGACGUGCAGGCCAAGGACUUAGGACCCAACUCCAUCCCGGCACACUGCAAGGUGACCGUCAGCGUUCUGGACACCAAUGACAACCCACCGGUCAUCAACCUGCUGUCAGUUAACAGCGAGCUGGUGGAGGUGAGCGAGAGUGCCCCUCCAGGCUACGUGAUUGCGCUGGUGCGGGUGUCUGAUCGGGACUCUGGCCUCAAUGGGCGCGUGCAGUGCCGUUUGCUGGGCAACGUGCCCUUUCGGCUUCAGGAGUAUGAGAGCUUCUCUACUAUCCUGGUGGACGGACGGCUGGACCGUGAGCAGCAUGACCAGUACAACCUCACGAUCCAGGCGCGUGACGGCGGUGUGCCCAUGCUGCAGAGUGCUAAGUCCUUUACAGUUCGAAUAACUGACGAGAAUGACAACCACCCGCACUUCUCCAAGCCCUACUACCAGGUCAUUGUGCAGGAGAACAACACGCCCGGCGCCUACCUGCUUUCUGUGUCUGCCCGAGACCCUGACCUGGGUCUCAAUGGCAGUGUCUCCUACCAGAUCGUGCCAUCGCAGGUGCGGGACAUGCCUGUCUUCACCUAUGUCUCUAUCAACCCCAACUCCGGUGACAUCUACGCGCUUCGAUCCUUCAACCACGAGCAGACCAAGACAUUCGAAUUCAAGGUGCUGGCCAAGGAUGGCGGCCUGCCCUCGCUGCAGAGCAACGCCACCGUUCGGGUCAUCAUCCUCGAUGUCAAUGAUAAUACUCCGGUCAUCACGGCCCCACCCCUGAUCAAUGGCACUGCAGAGGUCUACAUCCCCCGCAACUCUGGCAUAGGCUACCUGGUGACGGUCGUCAAAGCAGACGACUACGAUGAGGGCGAGAACGGCCGGGUCACCUACGACAUGACCGAGGGCGACCGUGGCUUCUUUGAAAUAGAUCAGGUCAAUGGAGAAGUCAGAACCACUCGCACCUUUAGUGAGAGCUCAAAGGCUUCUUAUGAGCUUAUUGUGGUGGCCCACGACCAUGGCAAGACGUCUCUCUCUGCCUCUGCACUCCUAUUAAUCUACCUGUCCCCUGCUCUUGAUACCCAAGAGUCAAUGGGCUCGGUGAACUUGUCCCUCAUUUUCAUUAUCGCCCUGGGCUCCAUUGCGGGCAUCCUCUUUGUCACUAUGAUCUUCGUGGCGAUCAAGUGCAAGAGAGACAACAAAGAGAUCCGGACCUACAACUGCAGUAAUUGUUUAACCAUCACUUGUCUCCUCGGCUGUUUUAUAAAAGGACAAAACAGCAAGUGUCUGCAUUGCAUCUCGGUUUCUCCCAUUAGCAAGGAGCAAGACAAAAAGGCAGAGGAGAAAGUGAGCCUGAGGGGAGAGAGAAUCGCUGAGUACUCCUAUGGGCAUCAAAAGAAAUCAAGCAAGAAGAAAAAAAUCAGUAAGAAUGACAUUCGUCUGGUACCCCGGGAUGUGGAGGAGACAGACAAAAUGAAUGUUGUCAGUUGCUCCUCCCUGACCUCUUCCCUCAACUAUUUCGACUACCACCAGCAGACACUGCCCCUGGGCUGCCGCCGCUCUGAGAGUACUUUCCUGAAUGUGGAGAACCAGAAUACCCGCAAUAUCAGCACCAACCACAUCUAUCAUCACUCUUUCAACAGCCAAGGUCCCCAGCAGCCAGACUUGAUCAUCAAUGGUGUGCCUCUGCCUGAGACUGAAAACUAUUCCUUUGACUCCAACUAUGUGAACAGCCGAGCCCAUUUAAUCAAAAGCAGCUCCACCUUCAAGGACUUAGAGGGCAACAGUCUGAAGGAUAGUGGUCAUGAAGAGAGUGACCAGACUGACAGUGAACAUGAUGUCCAGCGGAGCCUAUACUGUGAUACUGCUGUCAAUGAUGUGCUGAACACCAGUGUGACGUCCAUGGGAUCUCAGAUGCCUGACCAUGAUCAGAAUGAAGGAUUUCAUUGCAGGGAAGAAUGCAGGAUUCUUGGCCACUCUGACAGGUGCUGGAUGCCCCGGAACCCCAUGCCCACCAGGUCCAAGUCCCCUGAGCAUGUGAGGAAUGUCAUAGCUCUGUCCAUUGAAGCUACUGCUGCUGAUGUUGAGGCUUAUGACGACUGCGGCUCCACCAAGCGGACUUUUGCAACCUUUGGAAAAGAUGUCAGUGACCACCCAGCUGAGGAGAGGCCCACCCUGAAAGGCAGAAGAACGGUUGAUGUGACCAUCUGCAGCCCCAAGGUCAACGGCGCUAUUCGGGAGGCGGGCAAUGGUUGUGAGGCUAUUAGCCCUGUCACCUCCCCCCUACACCUCAAGAGCCCUCUGCCCACCAAGCCCUCCGUGUCUUACACCCUGGCGCCCCCGGGCCGUGAUCUGGAGCAGUAUGUCAACAAUGGCCCUUCUCGUCCCUCUGAAGCUGAGCCCCGUGGAGCCGACAGCGAGAAAGUCAUCCAUGAGGUCAACCCCGCUCUGAAGGACGGUCGCGACAAAGAAUCUCCUGGUAUGAAGCGUCUGAAAGAUAUCAUUCUCUAAAGCAGACUAGGGGAAGAAGAGAGAGAAUCCAUACUGGUUAUUGAAGAAGAAGGAGCUGAUUGUUUUAAUUGCUCACUAAUGGUUGGUUCUUGAGUGGCUGUGAUUUCAGAGCUUUCCCUAAAUGUAUUGUUUAUAAGUGACUAUCAUUCUUUGACAAUCCCUCUUGUUUCAACAAGCAGCAGGGGUGUUCAGUUGGAGCAAAUUAGCUUUGGUUUGAGUUGUUCAUGGGGCCUUGAUGUUGGGGAAACAGACAAAUUCAGUUGUGAAAAGUAUUAUGUAUUAAGUGUUUGAAUUUGUAUAUUUUUCUGUCAAAAUCAUAAUAUAAAUUACCAUUGUUUGUGGAGGAUUACAUUUAAAAAAGCAAAAAAAAAAAAAAGAAAAGAAGAAAGAAAGCUCUGGACAUCUUUAAUAAGCUUGCCACUGUUUUGUAGUGUAGACAAGUUAAUGGUCAUUUAUUGUGUACUAUUCCUUGAUUCAGUGAUGUGAAAUUGAGUCCCCAAAAGGUUGUUUCUGAAGCUUGAGUACUUUCCAGUUACGCUACUUUGCUAUGGACACCCCUGCUUUAAGAACCCUUUUGCUAGCUGUGCUGUUGUUGUAUUUGAUAUUGCAAAUUGCUAUGUAUGUGGUGAUGGCAAAAGGCUUUUAGAAGUUGGUGUUUUUUUUUUUCUUAAAAAAAUAAAACUAUAGACAAAAACAAAGUGCAAAAAACUGAGAUGGCAAGUGAAAGAGCAACACCACACAUAUAGAUUGAACACUUGGAGGAUACUCACUCAUGGAGGAUACCCUUGUAGUGAUUGCUCACUACCUUGCAGAGUAUUUUUCCUGCCUUUCAGUCUUCUGCCCAGAUCAGUGAUAGAUCGUCAUAGAAAGUCAUUCAUGGAUAUUCUGCUAUGUAAUUUGCAGUUGUUAGAAAUACUGUCCUAAAAGUUUUAUGAGAUCAAUUUUUAAAAUUUUCAGGACCUGAAUGGGAAAGAAGCUCCUGAAGUUAUCAGUUUCCAGGCUUAGAAAUUCCCUGUCUCUAAUCAUCUAAAACUCAAAAAGACUGAAUCUAUUUUGAGAUCUAAAUUAACAUCUUUUCAGACACAUACUUCCUGAUUCAGUGUUUCCAAUCAUGAUUAGAAUUAGACUGCAAAGCAUGUUGGGGGCUAGAACUGAGAACUCCAUGUUGCUCUAUAUUGUAGGAUUAUAAAUAGGAAUGGAGUAAGCAGUACAAAGUGUACAUUUAGGAAAAGACAGGUAGGUAACCAGUAACAGCAUCACAAAUCCAAUUACUGUGCCUUCUAAAUGGAUACACUUGGACACUUGAACUCCUCUUUUUAUGGCUAAUACUUUUUUUAAAG